AUGCACGCCAUCUUCUGCGAGGUGCUCAACGCCAGCAAGACCUCGGGCUUUGCUUUGCUUGAAGACCCGGAGCAGGUCGUGGUUGACUCGGGGUAUACGCAGUGCAAAGUUUUUGCCAGCGACCUGCAGACGGCAGACGAGUCUCUACUUGGCAACAAGAAGGUGGAGGCCAUUACGCUCAUUGAUGCUCCAGGCUUGAACUAUCAUACAACCCGCACUACUGCUGUGCUUGCGCGACAAUAA
Molecule: messenger RNA, 243 nt
Organism: Metarhizium album ARSEF 1941
Lineage: Eukaryota; Fungi; Ascomycota; Sordariomycetes; Hypocreales; Clavicipitaceae
Product: GTPase FZO1
Exons: 1
Coding region: 1-243 (80 amino acids)
Source: RefSeq, a predicted model, not a curated record